Messenger RNA from Erinaceus europaeus (western European hedgehog), 2030 nucleotides. It is a transcript of the gene TADA3, whose product is annotated as transcriptional adaptor 3. Lineage: Eukaryota; Metazoa; Chordata; Mammalia; Eulipotyphla; Erinaceidae. The record is from RefSeq and is a predicted model, not a curated record. Gene Ontology annotation, cellular component: SAGA complex. The coding region runs from base 416 to 1714 and encodes 432 amino acids. Gene Ontology annotation, biological process: regulation of transcription by RNA polymerase II. Gene Ontology annotation, molecular function: transcription coactivator activity. The transcript has 9 exons.
CCGCCGCCUCUGGGGCUCAGCGGGCCUCCCUGUCCGGCGAGCCCCGCCCCCUGCCCCGGCGUGUGCCCGGGGGUGCCCCCGAGGCGGGCCCCGCGCCCCCGGCUGUGCGUUCGCUCGCGGCCCGCACCCCCAGGGGGCUCCCCGCCCCGCUGCACAGCCAGGACCCGCAGCCCGUGGAGGGCGGCCGCUCCUCCGGACCGGAACUCCCCGUGGCCCCUGGUCUCUGAGAGGAGGCACUGGGGGGCGGCCGUCGUCGGGGGGGAGGGGGACCCCAAAGGCGGGACGUUGGGGCGCCCCGCAGGUGGGCCGAGCCGUCAAGCAGCCCUGCAUCCUCGGUGCCAGGCUCUGAGCCGGGCAGCACUUCCUAAGCCUCAGAGCACCCCGGGGAGCUCCACAGGGUGCCGUGGCCUGGGCCAUGAGCGAGCUAAAGGACUGCCCCCUGCAGUUCCACGACUUCAAGUCCGUGGACCACUUGAAGGUCUGCCCGCGCUACACAGCGGUGCUGGCCCGCUCGGAGGAUGAUGGCAUCGGCAUCGAGGAGCUCGACACCCUGCAGCUGGAGCUGGAGACCCUGCUGUCCUCCGCCAGCCGCCGCCUGCGAGUGCUGGAGGCCGAGACCCAGAUCCUCACUGACUGGCAGGAUAAGAAAGGUGACCGGCGGUUUCUGAAGCUGGGCCGAGACCAUGAGCUUGGGGCGCCCCCAAAGCACGGGAAGCCCAAGAAGCAGAAGCUGGAAGGGAAGGCGGGACACGGCCCAGGCCCCGGUCCCGGGCGCCCCAAAUCCAAAAAUGUGCAGCCCAAGAUCCAGGAGUACGAGUUCACAGACGACCCGGUCGAUGUGCCUCGGAUCCCCAAGAACGACGCCCCCAACAGGUUCUGGGCCUCCGUGGAGCCCUACUGUGCAGACAUCACCAGUGAGGAGGUGCGCACCUUGGAGGAGCUGCUGAAACCCCCGGAAGACGAGGCUGAGCAUUACAAGAUUCCCCCGCUGGGGAAGCACUACUCCCAGCGCUGGGCACAGGAGGACCUGCUGGAAGAGCAGAAGGACGGGGCCCGGGCAGCAGCUGUGGCGGACAAGAAGAAAGGCCUCAUGGGGCCCCUGACAGAACUAGACACUAAAGAUGUGGACGCCCUGCUAAAGAAGUCUGAGGCCCAGCACGAGCAGCCAGAGGAUGGCUGCCCCUUCGGUGCGCUGACGCAGCGCCUCCUGCAGGCGCUGGUAGAGGAAAACAUCAUCUCCCCCAUGGAGGACUCUCCGAUUCCUGACAUGUCUGGGAAAGAGUCAGGGGCUGAUGGGGCCAGCACCUCUCCCCGCAACCAGAAUAAGCCCUUCAGCGUGCCGCACACCAAGUCCCUGGAGAGCCGCAUCAAGGAGGAGUUGAUCGCCCAGGGGCUGCUGGAGUCAGAGGACCGCCCGGCCGAGGACUCGGAGGACGAGGUCCUGGCUGAGCUGCGCAAGCGGCAGGCGGAGCUGAAGGCACUCAGCGCCCACAACCGCACCAAGAAGCACGACCUGCUGAGGCUGGCGAAGGAGGAGGUGAGCCGUCAGGAGCUGAGGCAGCGGGUGCGCAUGGCCGACAACGAGGUCAUGGAUGCCUUCCGCAAGAUCAUGGCGGCCCGGCAGAAGAAGCGGACCCCCACCAAGAAGGAGAAGGACCAGGCCUGGAAGACGCUGAAGGAGCGCGAGAGCAUCCUGAAGCUGCUGGACGGGUAGCCUCAGCCGCCCCCGUCCCCACUCCCCGCCUGCCUGGGCGGGGGCCCCCACUUCCUUCCCAGGUGCCGCCCGGAAGCCUGAGCCUGAGCCCCCCCUCCCCAUCCCUGCUGUCGGAUGGCGCCGGUCUCCAGAGGCCAUGACACUGAGGUCUUCUGGCCUCCAUCCAGCUGGACAUGGGAGCCCGGCCUCUGCUCGGUCCCCGGGGUGAGAGGGGUCCAGGCCCCCCGCACCCCUCUCCCCCAAGGACUUCUUCUCCCUUGUGGUUUUGUAAAGUGCCGACUUCAGAGUAAAGUGACUGCUGUGGUUUCUAAAAAAG